GGCCCCGGAGAAGCCCGGGCGCAGCAGCCGGCCAGCCGGGGGGCGCUGCCCGCGCGGGCGCUGGACCCACACCCAAGCCCGCUGAUCACCCUGGAGACCCAGGAUGGCUACUUCUCUCACCGGCCGAAAGAGAAAGUGCGGACAGACAGUAACAAUGAAAACUCGGUCCCCAAAGACUUUGAGACCGUGGACAACAGCAACUUCGCACCCAGGACGCAAAAGCAGAAGCACCCGCCCGAGCUGGCGAAGAAACCCCCGAGCAGGCCGAAGGAGCUUUUGAAAAGGAAGCUGGAGCAGGAGAAGGGGCAGGGACCUCCGCUCCCAGGCAAAGGUGCCAACGAGGUGCUGCCGCCUGGCGACAGAGCCCCAGCGAACAGCAGCCGUGGGAGGGAAGCCCCCAGACAGCCACACUCCAGGAAAAGCGGGGGCGGCUCCCCGGAGAUCAAGCAUGACCAGCCCCCCAAGUGCGACAUCUCAGGCAAGGAGGCCAUCUCCGCCCUCUCCCGCUCCAAGUCCAAGCACUGCCGUCAGGAGAUCGGGGAGACCUACUGUCGUCACAAGCUGGGACUGCUGAUGCCCGAGAGGGUGACUCGGUUUUGUCCCCUGGAAGGCAAAACCACCAAGAACGUGCAGUGGGACGAGGACUCGGUGGAGUAUAUGCUGGCCAACCCGGUGAGAAUCGCCUUCGUCCUGGUGGUCCACGGCCGGGCCUCGCGUCAGCUGCAGCGCAUGUUCAAGGCCAUCUACCACAAGGACCACUUCUACUACAUCCACGUGGACAAGCGCUCCAAUUACCUGCAUCGACAAGUGCUCCAGUUCGCCAGGCAGUAUGACAAUGUCCGUGUCACCCCCUGGAGGAUGGCCACCAUCUGGGGGGGCGCCAGCCUCCUGUCCACAUACCUGCAGAGCAUGCGGGACCUCCUGGAGAUGGCCGACUGGCCCUGGGACUUCUUCAUCAACCUCAGCGCCGCUGACUACCCCAUCAGGACCAAUGACCAGCUGGUGGCAUUUCUCUCCCGAUACCGAGAUAUGAACUUCUUGAAGUCACACGGCCGGGACAAUGCCAGGUUCAUCCGGAAGCAGGGCCUGGACCGGCUCUUCCUGGAGUGUGACGCCCACAUGUGGCGCCUGGGGGACCGGCGGAUCCCGGAGGGCAUUGCCGUGGAUGGCGGCUCCGAUUGGUUCCUGCUGAACAGGAAGUUUGUGGAGUAUGUGACGUUCUCCACCGACGACUUGGUGACCAAAAUGAAGCAGUUCUACUCCUACACGCUGCUUCCUGCUGAGUCUUUCUUCCACACGGUCCUGGAGAACAGCCCCCACUGCGACACCAUGGUGGACAACAACCUGCGCAUCACCAACUGGAACCGCAAGCUGGGCUGCAAGUGCCAGUACAAGCACAUCGUGGACUGGUGCGGCUGCUCGCCCAACGACUUCAAGCCGCAGGACUUCCACCGCUUCCAGCAGACAGCCCGGCCCACCUUCUUUGCCCGCAAGUUCGAAGCCGUGGUCAAUCAGGAGAUCAUCGGGCAGCUGGACCACUACCUGUACGGGAGCUACCCGGCGGGCACCCCGGGCCUGCGCUCCUACUGGGAGAACGUCUACGACGAGCCGGAUGGCAUCCACAGCCUGAGCGACGUGACACUCACCUUGUACCACUCGUUUGCCCGCCUGGGCCUUCGACGGGCUGAGACAUCACUGCACACGGAGGGGGACAACAGCUGCCGGUACUACCCAAUGGGCCACCCCGCAUCCGUGCACCUCUACUUCCUCGCUGACCGCUUCCAGGGUUUUCUGAUCAAGCAUCACGCUACUAAUCUGGCCGUGAGCAAACUCGAGACGCUGGAGACGUGGGUGAUGCCAAAGAAGGUCUUCAAGAUCGCAAGCCCGCCCAGCGACUUCGGGAGGCUUCAGUUUUCCGAGGUCGGCACUGACUGGGAUGCCAAGGAGCGCCUCUUCCGGAACUUUGGGGGCCUCCUGGGGCCCAUGGAUGAGCCAGUAGGCAUGCAGAAAUGGGGCAAGGGCCCCAACGUGACCGUGACCGUCGUCUGGGUGGACCCCGUCAACGUCAUCGCAGCCACCUACGACAUCCUGAUCGAGUCCACUGCCGAGUUCACCCACUACAAGCCCCCUUUGAACUUGCCCCUGAGGCCUGGCGUCUGGACAGUGAAAAUCCUCCACCACUGGGUGCCGGUUGCAGAGAGCAAAUUCCUCGUCGCGCCUCUGACCUUCUCCCACAGGCAGCCCAUCAAGCCGGAGGAGGCCCUGAAGCUGCACAGCGGGCCGCCCCGCGGUGCCUACAUGGAGCAGAGCUUCCAGAGCCUGAACCCCGUGCUCAGCCUAACCAUCAGCCCCGCGCAGGUGGAGCAGGCGCGCAGGAACGCGGCCGCCACCGGCCCCGUGCUGGAGCGCUGGCUGGACGCGCUGGUGGGCACCAUGUGGACCGCCAUGGGCGUCUGCGCCACCGGCCCCACCGCCUGCCCCGUCAUGCAGACCUGCAGCCACACAGCCUGGAGCUCCUCCAGCCCGGACCCCAAGUCGGAGCUGGGGGCGGUCAAGCCCGACGGCCGGCUCAGGUAGCACCGCGCACGCGUGAGCCACAGCUGGUCGCCAAGGGAAAGCGGCCGGAGGGCCGGCGGGGCCUGGACCUGGCCUCCCACCCCGGGGGCGCCUUUUGUGGGAGCGGCUCUCCUGGCUGUCGAACGAUGGAGAAAGAGGGUUUGAAGGCCAGAGCGGGGUCUGCCGACCGCCUGCGUUUGGCAAGCCGGCUACGGGGGCGGCGGAGGGCGGGGCGCCGUCUCAGCGCCGUGGUCUUACCUCUUCUGGUCGGUCCUCGAGCCCUUGUGGUCCCCCUCCAGUGACCCGACCCCCCAGACAAGUGAUUCUCCAACUUUUACUUUGAGCAGCACUUUGUUUACUAAGCGCAGUCAUGGGUGGAAGUUCAAGGUGCGGCCGAGCUCCCGGCUGCUCUGGUUGGAGUUGGGAGGGGAGGUUCCUUCUCAAAGCUCGGCCCACGGGCGGUCCCCUUGCCAAGUGCAUCUCCUAGGUACCUCGUCAGAACCCAAGGGCUCCGUAAAACCCAGUGUGACCAGCACUGCCCACACCCGCUCCCCGCUCCCCUGGGCCGGGGAACCCUGGAGUCAGUCCUGAAACGACCGGCCACUGGAAGGAAGUCCCGCUCACGGGCCCUUCCCCAGGCAGGCAGCGGGCUCCGGAGGGCUCCGAGCCCCCCGCAAGCCCUUCUUCUUAGUAGCUAGAUGUGCAGGAAAGCCCUUUGAUGUGACAUGGCCAAGUCCACCGAGCUUGACUGCCAGUGUCCUGGGUUCCAGGCCGCCCUCCCUUGACUUGGGGCCAACACGGGCCAACGCUGCUGAGUCUCGAGUCUCCUGGCCAUUCACGGGCCAGGAGACCAAGACUGUGACCUCACGGGCCAUGAAACUCACAGAGAUGGUUUGGAGCCGAACCACCCCGAGCUGCAAAGCACAGCAGUGCCCUCAUCUGCCCAAGCCCUUCCGUGCCGAGGUCAGGCACUCCAGACCUUUGAGAACCACAUACUCGGUGCUGUUGGGAGUGACCAAACCACAGGGACCAGACUUUUCACAUCCAGGAAAAAGCAUUUCUGAUUUGGUUUUGGUUUUUAAAUUCAUGCCCUUCCUUUCCGAGGUGCCAACGGGCCCACCUGACAUGCAGCGUACAGGCUUGAGUACCUGGUGGUUUCAACCCUAAACCAUAGUGUUAUUCAAAUGACUUGAGUUACAGGAACCUGAAAGGUGCCCCCCUCCCCAGAGGCCCCCCUCUGCCUCUGACCCCACCCUCCCCCUAAAGACAGGGUUCCCUUGAGAAAGUCCCACCUGCAGCUACAAACUGUCCUUCCCAGGAGAGCAGUCCUUGGAGUAUAUCUCCCCAGUGUGAGUUCAAAGGUACCGCAGUUCCAGCCGUUGCCCCCAAAACCACCUCAUCCCCUGCCCAGCAAGGCAGGCUAGGCUGUCCCAUGGGCAAUGGAGGAUAUGAAGAAGGGACACGUUAGGUAUUUAUUAUUUUAGUCAAUGACUAAUUAGUAGGUGCUGUUUUUGCAGCUUGUCAAUUAUGUUAUCUUACUAACGGAAGCUGCCUUUAUUCACAAAAGGCCCCCCCACCCAGCCCUUCGCCUCCCUCUCCUCCUCAUCGCCUAGUGUCUCUCUCUCUCUUCUCCCCGCCCCCCCCAUUCUCCAUGUUCUCAGAGAAAAGCAGGGCUGUUGGGCACCAUGAGGGCACUUCGACCAUCAUCAUCCACUCUCUGGAAGUGGGGUGACUUUGGAGCCUCGAUUGCCCUGUUAGCCUCAUCGACUCGGUUCUGGGGGUGUUGGAAUUCCUGAGCCAUCCCUGCCUCCUCCCUGGCGGGCCUCCCUCUGCCAGUCUAACCCUGGGCCUCCAUGUGACAACCUGACAGAGGGACGCAAGCCCAGCAAGAUCUAUUUUAGGAAAAGGGUAGGUGGUCAGAGCAGGCAGGGGAGCCCAGGAGAUGGUCACUGUCAACAGUGGCUCCAGGGAGGGGCCUUCUCAGAAAGCCCGUCUGAUCUGCAGAUGGACUUACAUACUGGGAGGCCUGUGUCACUGCAGCGGCUUGGAGAGCUCAGCCCCGUCACGCCCCCUGUGCAGUGCACGCCUGCAGGUUCCCACACGGGACCUUCCUUACCCACUGGUGUUUGUUCCUACCAUGGAGCAGGUGGCAGAGCUGGCUUCCUCUGGGGACACUCCCCACCCUGUUCCUGUCCCGGGUUUCAUGCCCUACUCACCGCGAUGAAUUCUGGGACGCUGAGCAGUCACCCGGGAUGUUCCUUCAUGUCCGCUGCUGUUGAACAGAGAAUAAUUUUGCAGAUGUUACACUUGCUUAAAAAAAAGAAUUCCAAACAAAGCCCAGGAUAAUGUGAGAAACGGUGAUAUUUUCCAGGGAAAAUCGUUCAGCUCAUAUUCUCUAUCUGCCCAAGGAUGAUUUACUUGUUCGAGGCCACUGGUCAGACAGGACUUUAGUGAGGGCUGCCUGAGGUUUUUACAAAUGUGAGACAGAAGUCUCUGGGCCGUGACGGCCAGGUCCCCAGACUGCGAGAGGGCUCAGAGGUGGGACGUGGGGGUGAGUUCCCAGGGAGAAAGCAGCAUUAGCAGGCUGUGGCACUCUGUCCGGUUUCCCAGCCAGCCUGCUGACAUGCAGGCAGAAACGGGGCUCCGGAGGCCGCUGGCCCCGCAGUCCGCUCCCCGGCCACGCACGCAGGCCUGCGUCUCCAUCUCCGCGUGGGCAGGAGCAGUUCCGGGGGCCUGCGUUUCAGCAAGUGCACCAGUUCCUCCCUUUGGAGAAAGGCCUUUCUGGGUGGAUCAGGAGUCACUCUGACUCCAUUGCCCACAGUUAGCUGAACUUUGCAGAGGCUGAGCAAGGCCACACAAGCUCCUGAAGGGGGCACACUGCAGCCCCUCCAGGCACAUGCGUCCUUCCGCUUCCAGGGGGUGAGGAGGACCCUGGCUGGGACUUGGUCCCUAUGUCAAGGUCAUGCAGAACAGAGGAGAGCAGCAGCUCCGGGGGUGGGGGUGGGGGGGUGAAGGCCCUUUUCACAGCCAAGGUCCCUGGGAAGCUCGGGACAGGAGCCCCCAGCAGCAUCCAAGGGGGACACACUAGGCACAGCUGUUUGCAAAGGCUGCCCGAUCGGAGCCGCACCCUAUAGCCGGGGUCACCAGUGCCGUGGGGCCCAGGACACGAACGCAGAAGCAGCUGGUGUAAGACCAUGGAGCGGUGGGGACGUUGUGGUCUGCUGGCUCGGCCGCCCGCUGCCUGUGAUAAAGCAGACCUGGGAGCUGCGUCCCCCAGUGGGGCGGGGAAGCCGGAAAUUCACCUGCUUGUAGGAAAUGUGACUUUUAAAUCUUGGCAGCUUUGUUUUCUUUUCAACGGGAUGGGCACAGAGAACGCCCACAGCUCAGCCUGUGCAGGGGCAGUGACCUCGCUCUCCUGAGGGGGCGUUUAAAAGGUUGGGCAUCGCCGCUGGGCAGGAGGGAAAAGCGGCUGAGAAAGGGCAGAAAUGACUGCCCGUGUUGAGCUCUGGCAGGAGCAGGAACCUGAGUCGUCAAUCCCGUCCCAAAAGGGAUGGGCCCCCAGGAGGUGUCCCGGGAGAACUGGCUUGUUCCGCUCCCCUGGUCCCAAGACAAUCUGUCUGUGCUGAAUGGAAGAAGGAACGGAAUUUGGGGGCCCCGUCUGCUGCCCCUUACCUGAGGGGGUCCACGUCUGUCCAGGCCACACCAUCUGGAAUUCCAUCACUCCCAGGCAGAGAGGUCAGGGACGGGGUCCAGGAUGAGGGGGUGGUGUGUAGAAAAGGUCAGGUGUCAGCGCCAUCUUGCCACGUGUCUGGAAGCUUCCUGGGCGGCCUGGCUGGAGCUGUGCUCGCUCACAGGAUGUCCAUGCUUCUGCCUCAGUUACCUUACUCGCCCACGGGUCUACCACAGGCGCUACCUCACCGUGUCCGCUGAGACGUUUACCUGGAGGGAAAGAAAGACAGCCACAUCUGCUUGAUCUGAAUGUACAAUCUAUGCAAAUUCUCUCCCUCAGUCUGUCUCGUUUUUUUUUUUUACCUUCCAAACAAGAUACUCUUGUACAGACCGCUUUUAAGACUGAGGGCUUUCUUGUACCACCUGUGUCCACCUGUCCCGUUGUCUUUGCUUCUGUCCAUGCCAAGCCCACACAGGGAGAACGUGGCCCUCACCCCUGUCCACCUGGCUGGGAGCGCUCCACCGGCCUCAGCCCACAGACCUCACGGGAAAGCAGGUUCUGCCCCUUGCCACCUCCACUCCUAACUCGUCUCCGUUCCUCACUUGCCUCUGACUUGCGUAUCCCCUCCCACCCCACCCCCCAAAAAGCCUUAGGUUCUCCUUUUUGAAAUGUGGCCUUAAAAUUAUUUUUGGAAAGCUGACCUCCCUCUCAUUUCCACCAACAUCUGAGAAGAAAGAGCCUCUUGAAGCUUUUGUGGCAGCCCCCUAAGCGAGCGGCGGCCAAUCUGUAGUUUGCAGAUGCUUAGAAAUUGCUAAUAAAUGUUGUCUGUAAGAAAAAUAUCCUUAAAUGUUUCCUAUGGGUAAAAUGAAGGCCUGGGUGCUCGUCUAAACCUCAGCCGGCUCCUGAUGCGCUCAGAGCGGGCGGCCGCGGGAGUGGGCUGGCGCCAUCACCCCCAGAGUGCUACCUCCACUUUCCACCCCUCCCCUCCCCCAGAGACGGGGCGACUGUGUGCUUCCGUCAAGGGUACAUCAGGAGAGUCCCGCCAUGUAUCUCUGUCCUUCCUGCCUGGAAAGUGAUAGCAUUCAACGCUCCCAGCGGAUGGCUCCUGUUCUCCAAGGGACCACACUCUCCCUGCCUUCAAAGCCCCUCCGUCGCUCCAGGGCUGAUGGAGGCCAAAGACAACCCAGGGUUUUCAUAGGAAACUCACUGGAACUGAACGCAAUCGUCUUUGUAGUCCUUUCGCCUUUUAAAAAAUAUUUUUUUAAUAUUAUGUUGUCAAUAGCAUUUGUUUGGGUAUUUUUUAGAGGCCUCACGAUAAGUUAUUACCACCCCCUUCAUUUUUCUUUCAAAGACAUGUGGUGAUAUAGUUUCUAAAAAUAACUAUUUUGUUAUAGAUCAUAAUAUGCAUAAAACUGUACAGAAAUAUUUUGUAAUGUAUUGAUUUUUUUAAAAAGAGAAUCUGUAAAUAAAGUUUUAAAAAAGAGAGAGAGAAUUCAAAUGGCACACACUGAAAGAUGUAGAUAUUUUGCUAUUUAUUUAAAGGAGUAUUUUAAGAGAUAUUGAGCUAUCCGAAAUUGACCAGUAAUCAAAGUUCCAACCCUGCAAAUGCUUUUCCUCGCGGUAGAAUGUGAUUCUCAAAAACAAUUGCACUACCCACCCAUUUUUGCACCUUUUCUGUCUUUUCAUUUAGCAGAAAAACAACGAAAUUGUGCCUUAGCUGUUGUUUUUUGUUUUUGUUUUUCUGUCUAGGGGAGUUUGUUUCUGUGUGACAAAGCAAAAUUUUUUGCAGAAAAAAAAGUGGAUGUAAUAAAUACUGUACCAUACCAAAAACACUGCAGGUGUAUAUAGAUGCUUUCUGUCAUACUGUGUUUUCAGAUGCAGAAUUUUAAAAUUAAAAAAAAAAAGAAAUACUGUCUUAA
Molecule: messenger RNA, 8145 nt
Organism: Hipposideros armiger (great roundleaf bat)
Lineage: Eukaryota; Metazoa; Chordata; Mammalia; Chiroptera; Hipposideridae
Gene: XYLT1
Product: xylosyltransferase 1
Exons: 12
Biological process (GO): chondroitin sulfate proteoglycan biosynthetic process; heparan sulfate proteoglycan biosynthetic process
Cellular component (GO): membrane
Molecular function (GO): protein xylosyltransferase activity
Source: RefSeq, a predicted model, not a curated record